UUAUUAAUAUUCAUAAGUUAGCCAACGCGACUCUAAUGAGAUCUGAAACAACAACAAGCCGAGCAGCCAAUCAAAAAGGGGCGCUAGUCACAGUCGCUCUACCCCAGAGAGGAGUACACAGAGCUGAUGCAAACAUGCCUGAAGUUCCCUACAGAGAACCCGAGUACUCAGAAAAUACUCCCAAGAAAAGAAAGCGAGAGGACGUCGACGAUUUUUCUGAGAAAAAGAAAUCGCGCUGGGGUAUUUUGAUUAGUCAAGGUUCAUGGGCGGAUCGUUCACCACUCCAUGAAGCUGCGUGUCAGGGUCGACUUCUGGCGCUUAAGACUCUUCUCGCACAGGGUUACAGUGCAAAUAUCAUCACCAUUGAUCAUGUGACUCCACUACACGAAGCUUGUCUGGGAGAUCACGUAGCAUGUGCCAGGGCUCUCAUAGAAGCUGGUGCCAAUGUGAAUGCUACGACCAUUGAUGGCGUGACCCCGCUGUUUAACGCCUGCUCAGCAGGAAGUGUCACCUGCACAGAGGUGCUUUUGGAACAUGGAGCAAAACCACAGGCAGAAGCGUGCCAGCCUUCACCAAUUCAUGAGGCCUCCAGCAAAGGCCGAACAGCAUGUAUAGAGUCUCUCAUCUCGUGGGGAGCAGAUGUAGAUUAUAACAUCCCUCAUCUAGGAACACCUCUCUACAUUGCCUGUGUCUCCCAGCAGCUCCAGUGUACACAGAAACUUCUGGAUGGAGGAGCAAAUGUGCAGAAGGGCCGUUUCCUGGACACACCGCUGCACGCUGCAACACAGAAGGACUGUCCAGAAAUCAUCAGAGUGCUACUAGACUUUGGCGCUAACAUCAACGCUCGCAACCUGGAGCUACAAAGGCCGGUAGAAACAGCGCCACCCAGCAGUGCGGCAGAGGCUGUGCUUCUUCUUUAUGAGGCCACGCCGCGGUCUCUCUGUCAGCUGUGUAGACUGAGUAUCCGAAACUACAUGGGCCGAUCCAGACUGCAUCUGAUUCCACACCUCAAACUGCCUACUCUGCUCAAGAGUUUCCUCCAGUACAGAUAAAUUAUCUACCUCCAACCAUAAAGCCCCUCCUGCUUUUUUAAGUGCAUUAAUACACAAAAAGGUCACCCAGUCUUGUUUGUGACCACCAGUCCACAAAAAGCAAAAUCAUGCUAGCCAUUAAUUUUACUUCUUCUAAGUUCAAAUGUUUUUUUAACUGAUAUAUUUUUGUGCAACCAAUGAACAUCAGUUAUAUUUUUGUAAAUAAUAUCUUAACAAGAGUAAUGUAAAUUAGUCAUUUUUAACCUGCACAUUCUUAUAUAUCAAGCUGCAUGCCUAAUAUGAUACACAUUUAUCACGUCAGGAUCAAAUUAUUGAAGUGCAUGUCAGUAUAGUGAAUUUUAUAUUUUUAUCAAAGUAAUCUAAAAAAAAAAAUCCCAAAAGCACAACUCUACAGCUUUCACAAAAUCUUUUUUUUUUUCAGUUUCCCAAGUUAACUGCAUCCUGAACUCUUUUGAAAAUAAAACAGAAAACCUAAUCUAAUACUGUACUUUGGCUAAACAUUUUGUUGCCAAAACAAAGCAUGAUACACACAGUAACUUGCAUAGAAAUAAAGAAUGAUAUGUAAAAUGUGAUGAUCUAAUUGGUCUCCCUUUUCUUUGUCAUGGCAGUUGGUACUGUAAAUGUAUUAUUAUUUCAAUCCUAACCAAUGAACUAAUUAUUUCAGUCAU
This is a messenger RNA of Sinocyclocheilus anshuiensis, 1720 nucleotides long. RefSeq names its product ankyrin repeat and SOCS box protein 5-like. Gene Ontology annotation, molecular function: protein binding. Lineage: Eukaryota; Metazoa; Chordata; Actinopteri; Cypriniformes; Cyprinidae. Gene Ontology annotation, biological process: protein ubiquitination; intracellular signal transduction; positive regulation of protein catabolic process. The record is from RefSeq and is a predicted model, not a curated record. The coding region runs from base 36 to 1052 and encodes 338 amino acids. The transcript has 7 exons.